Hypoxylon trugodes is the source of this 1976-nucleotide messenger RNA. Its product is annotated as longevity assurance proteins LAG1/LAC1. The coding region runs from base 208 to 1491 and encodes 427 amino acids. Gene Ontology annotation, molecular function: sphingosine N-acyltransferase activity. Gene Ontology annotation, biological process: ceramide biosynthetic process. Gene Ontology annotation, cellular component: membrane. The transcript is spliced from 4 exons. NCBI's taxonomy places the organism in Eukaryota, Fungi, Ascomycota, Sordariomycetes, Xylariales, Hypoxylaceae. The record is from RefSeq and is a predicted model, not a curated record.
CUUUCCCCCCUUUUUCUUCUUCAGUGGGUUUAGUGGCUCGCCAAUAAUAUGGGGUAAACACCCUGUAAGUCAACCACCGCAUCUUUCGAAACUCGCUCUAUUGAGCUUGUAGUAGGAACUUUAUUAUUUUAAACCAUUUCACUACACCUACAAACAUUAUACUACCUAUAUACCUAGGUGGAAACCAAGGCCAUUUGCAUCCAUAUCAUGGCUAGAAAGGCAAUAAAAACCGGCGACGGUCCGCCUAAUAGCUUGGCCGACUGGUUAUUAAAAAAUCAGACUGGUUUCUCAUUUAAUCUAAUUGCCUUCCUAUUCCUAACACAUCUAUGUGUGCCGGGGGCAAGACAUUUCACAUCUAAAUUCUUUCUUUUAUCUUACUACAACCCCGCCUCGGGGAAAUACGCCUCUGGCCACGAUGAUGCCUACUUCAUCGCAUUUUGCAUCUUACUUUUCACUGGAAUCCGCGCCAGUUUAAUGCAAUAUGUUCUUGGCCCCCUCGCCAGGCAUUGGGGAGUCUCUAAGAAGAAAGACGUCACCAGAUUUGCUGAGCAAGGGUGGAUGUUGAUGUACAAUUCCGUAUUUUGGACCACCGGCAUAUACAUUUACUACACGUCGCCUCAUUUCCUUAAUAUGGAGCAGUUAUGGACCGACUGGCCUCAGAGGGAACUCGAUGGGCUCGUAAAAGGAUAUAUAUUGGCGCAAUGGUCUUACUGGACGCAGCAACUUCUUGUUGUGAACAUGGAGACCCGUCGGAAAGAUUACUGGCAAAUGAUAGCACAUCAUUUUGCGACCAUCAUUCUGAUUGCCUCAGGAUAUGUCUACCACCAGAGUCGAGUUUCUAACCUAAUUCUAGUUCUGAUGGAUGCCAUCGAGUUAAUAUUCCCUCUUGCCAAAUGUCUCAAGUGCCUCGGAUAUAAUACGCUUUGCGAUGUCGUGUUUGGCGUCUUCAUUGUUACAUGGUUUAUAACGCGCCAUGUGCUUUAUCUCAAGACUUGUUGGAGUCUCUACUUCGACACGCCUAGGUUGAUGCCUACGUCUUGCUACAAAGGCACUGCAGAUAAUCUCGAAGGCCCAUUACCCGUGCCGGAGGGCUGGUCGUAUCUACUCGAGCCUUUCCGCAACCCUGCGGGAAUUGUUUGUAUGGACGAUGGUAUUAAGAUUGGCUUCUUAUCAUUUCUACUUAUAUUGCAAGUUAUAAUGGUAAUGUGGUCGUACUUUAUCGUUCUAGUGGUUAUUCGCGUCUUGAAGGGAGACGGCGCCGAGGACGUGAGGAGCGAUGAGGAAGAGGAGGAAGAGCAAUUGGAGGAUAUUAAGCAUGAAAUACCGCAAGCUUUGGAGGAAGAAGUAGGCGUCGAUGCUAUUGAUUUCGAAGUAUGGAAACGCCGUGCAGGUGUCAAGGAGGCUACUCGCACAAGUGGUCUUAGUCUGGCUGGGCAUAGUGAUCGGAAGGAAUUGUUGAACCGAAUCGGAUGCGAGAAGCAAAUCGACUGAGAGAUGCCAGGUAUAGGCUUUGUCGGAAUAUAUUAGAAUCUUGUCAACCGGUUAUCUGGUUUGAUAUCAAUGCUGAGUAUGUGCAAAUCGUUGCUGGAGCAAAAAGCCUGAGAUGGCAAGGGCGUUAUUCUGUUGAUUCUAUGGCACUUUACGAGAAAACAAACUCAAAUUACAGGUAUCAAUUACUCACUCGAGAGGAGAAAUGUCCCAAUACAAGAAAUUAUAACAAGUACCUAGUUGUGUUUACGAAUUUCUUGUUGGUUAAGAUAUGGUUGAAUGACGAAGAGUAAUAGCUGUCGUUCUGUGUGGGGUUACCACCCACAUAGGUACCGGAAGGCCUGUAUUUUAGGCGCUAUUAGUUCCGAUUAUAGCGGAUCCAUUAGCCAGUCGAGGAUCUACGGGUGAAGCCGCAGCACAGAAUUCAAGAAAAUAUUUGGCAGCAUGUCCGGCCAUAGAAAAUACAAGCUCAAUCCCACAUAUAACCC